Exophiala spinifera is the source of this 591-nucleotide messenger RNA. RefSeq lists its product as uncharacterized. Bases 1 to 591 code for a protein of 196 amino acids. The record is from RefSeq and is a predicted model, not a curated record. The transcript has 2 exons. NCBI's taxonomy places the organism in Eukaryota, Fungi, Ascomycota, Eurotiomycetes, Chaetothyriales, Herpotrichiellaceae. Gene Ontology annotation, cellular component: cytoplasm; membrane.
AUGGCCACCCGCAUCGUCAGCGUCACAGUUCAAGGUGCGCUCCUCGCCGCAGCCUCCAAUGCCAUAGCCCAGGGUUUCACCAUCUACCGCGAGCGAUCCCUCUCUGCCUUCGAUCCUUCCCCAUUUUUCCAAUUUGUGGUAUUCUCGAUCCUGAACACUCCUCCGAACUACAUGUGGCAGUUGUGGCUGGAAGAGAACUUCCCGGGAACGGCGAAGAAGGAGGAGAAACCCGCUUCUGCUUUGGACGAGAAGAAGAAGGCGAAGAGCGACGGCGCAAAACUAGACGAGAAAGACACAGAGUCUCUGUCGAUAACGAAUACGAUCAUCAAAUUUGUGCUGGACCAGUCCGUAGGCGCAGUCUACAAUACUGCGGCUUUCAUCGUCAUCAUCGGUCUGCUGAGGGGCGCCACGUACACGCAGACUGUGGAUGCGUUGAAAAGAGACUUUUGGCCCAUGAUGAUCGCGGGAUACAAGUUCUGGCCUUUGGUUUCACUCCUCAACCUGGCCGUGGUCCCUGUUGAACAGAGAAUGCUUGUGGGUGGGUUGGCCGGGUUGGCUUGGGGUGUUUAUGUGAGUCUCAUGGCAAUAUGA